GUGCGCGCGCAGCUUUCUGUGCGUUCCCUCAUGGCGUCCCUCACAGAGUUCUAGUCAGUCGGCGGACCCCGGAGGCCGCUCCCAUGGACCCCCUUUCGCCACAGGCGCCCCCGCCCCCGCGCCCUCGGACCCCAGGGCUCAGGAGGACGGCAGCAGGACCCGGCCGAGGCUGCCGCGGGGCCUUCCGCUCGCCGCGACCGACCUCUAAGACUGGCCAGGCUGGUGGGACCCGGGAGGAGUCUCUUCACCUCGACAUUCAGAACCUGAAGGAGAGGAGGGACGUGCUGGACACGGAGAUCUCCCAGUUACUGUCUGAAGGCUACAGUGUAGACGAACUGGAGGACCACAUCACCCAGCUCCAUGAGUACAACGACAUCAAGGACGUAGCGCAGAUGCUGCUGGGCAAACUGGCUGUGAUCCGAGGUGUCACCACCAAAGAGUUGUAUCCGGAGUUUGGUCUGGACAUGAAUGACUGAGCAGAGGCUCACAGCCCCUGUCCACCGCCCACAGGGACAUGCAUGUGGACGUGAGCAGUGAGAGCCCAACCAGUGCCCCUGCAAGGUCUCCACUGAGGAAAUGCCGGAAGACCUCUUCUAAAGAGCCCGGGCUGAGGCCGGAGGGAACUUUGAGAAGAGGGUGCGGGGAGGAAGGGGUGUUCCCACCCUGAGGUUCCUGAGAUGCCCCAUGAUACGUGUGUCCGCGUGUGUAUGUUCUGUCUGUCAGUAAACAUGAGCAAGUUCCUUGGGAA
Molecule: messenger RNA, 748 nt
Organism: Lepus europaeus (European hare)
Lineage: Eukaryota; Metazoa; Chordata; Mammalia; Lagomorpha; Leporidae
Gene: SWI5
Product: SWI5 homologous recombination repair protein
Exons: 5
Coding region: 84-476 (130 amino acids)
Biological process (GO): double-strand break repair via homologous recombination
Cellular component (GO): Swi5-Sfr1 complex; Swi5-Swi2 complex
Source: RefSeq, a predicted model, not a curated record